CUCGAAAGUGAAAGUGUGCUGAGGUCCGUAAAUCAGAUAGGCUGCACGCAGGAUGAAGGGAAGCAUGUGGAAAUAAAGUUCAGGAGCAAAGAUGCCAAUUCACAUCAGAAGGACAUCAGGAUGAAUCGCCGCCUCGUGUCAAAGUUCAGAAAGAAACUAGAAAGUCUUCCUGUUGCAGAUUACCAUGGCCUCCACAGUCCAGGUCUUACCUGUUAUCUGAACUGCGUGCUUCAGGUGCUUUUCAUGACUGAAAACUUUCGGGACGCUGUGAAAAGAUUUAAUAGUCAGGAUCACAAUAGUGGCAGUAAAGAUUCACCAACCAUCGACUCACAGCUGAGACGGCUGUUUAGGGAUUUAGAGAAAAUGAUGGCCAAAACACGUAACAUCACAGCAACACUGGGCAUCACAGAUGUGUAUGAGCAACGUGAUGCUGCUGAGUACUUUGAAAAAAUCCUGCGUCUGACGAGUCCAGAUGCUUCCAAGAUCUUCAAGGGAGAGCUGACUCAGAGGAUAACGUGCUGCAAGUGUGACAUGAGGAAUGAAUCCAGGAGCUUUUUUUGGAUUCUGCCACUCACGGUGGAAGAGUCAUCCCACAAAACCUACAACGUGAAGCGAGGACUAGAAGCUUUCUUUGAGUUACAAAAAGUCUGUGAUGACGACCAGAUAUACUGCAACCGGUGUGAGGAAAAGCAAGAUGCAAACAUUAAAUCGGAGAUAACACAACAUCCAGAUGUUCUGACCCUCCUGCUGAAGAGAUUUACCUUUGAUUACAAGCUGAAACGCUACAUCAAGCUUCACUGUGAAGUUGAUGUGCCCCAAACUUUACAUAUGGAGAAAUGCACAUAUGACCUCUACGCUGUAGUUGACCACUUUGGCAGCCUAACAGGAGGUCAUUACACUGCACUAAUCAAAUCAUUUGAAACUGGGUGGUGGUAUUACUUUGAUGACAACAGAGUUAAAAGCGUUAAACAACAACUAUUUGGGGCUAAAGAAAACUCAUUGAGGUUUUCUACAGCUUACAUCCUCCUCUACAGGAAGGUGAGCAAAGAGCCUGCAAAGACUGAUGGACGUGACCGGGGAGCUCAGCGUGCUCAUUCAGCGGUCGAGGCUGAAGGAAGAAGUAACGAGGUAGAGAGAGGAGAGGCUCCUGUUCUUCAUUAUCAACCACAGAGAUAUAAUGACAAAAGAAAGGACGUGACAAACUCUUCUGGGGAACUGGAUAAUCAGCCAAACCAGAGAGCAGCACACAUAAACAAGAGUGUGUUCCCUCAGUUGGACAUCAAAGCAGAUGAACAGCAGCUUAAUCCAAACACAAGGGAGGACGUGUGUCAUCAUAUUGACAGAGCUGAAAAUUCAGGAGCAUUACCCUUUCAGCAAAACAGUAAUACCCAGAAGAACAGAAGAAAAACACAUGAAACUGCCUGUGAAGACAGAGCCGAUGAUGCUACAAGGACUGGAACAAAAACAAGUCGAACUGAGAGAAGCUCAAGAAGAGUGAAGCCUGUAGAGACCAUAGCUGAGGAAAACAGGAAGAAGGCUGUAAAAGAUGCAGGAGUACAAAGAAACAGCAGGUCUGACAGACAGAGAGGAAACAGUGCUGCUGAUAAAAAGUCAUACAGCAUUUGCUCUAAUGGCUUCUCUUCUUCAGUUCCACAUUCAACAAGCUGCUCAAACAGUCACCAUGAAAUAAAUGAACGCUGUAAAGUCAAAACAAAUCUGUGUAAAAGAUUUGGCAGCUUUAAUGGCAACAUGGAAACUAUAGACAACAAACUCAAGACCAAGCAAACUAUGUCAAAGAGAGAAAAAUCUGCACAUGUGACAGAAAAAAAAGUUGAUACAGUCACAAACAGUCCGUGGAGGUGAAGAAUAAAGUAAGGAUGAUAUCUGUGUCUUUAGGUGUGUUUUAUAUUUUAACAGAUUUAUUCAGACUGAAUCUGUGUGCUUCUGUUAACUGCAACAAACUGUGAUCAGGAAUGUAUUUGUUUACACUUGUUUAUAUGUUAGUAGCAUAGUAAUACUCUUAUUUACUAUUGGCUAAUGCACAUAUGUAUUCACAGUUGAUUCACUCCACAUGUUCUCUGUAAAUUAAAGGAAAUCACCUGCAUACUGUGGAUGCAUUUAAAACAUUGUGGAAAAAUAUUAAUAAAACAGGUCAAGUUACGCAGUUAUCAAAAACGCUUUUCUAUGGUGGCUCUGAGAGGUCAAACACAGUGCAGACUAAGAAAACAUCAGCACAUAGAAAAGCACUGUAAAACACACAAAACACAACAGAAGUGUUUUGGGGGAGACGAUAAUGUGAUGGAUCAGCUGCAGCAGCAGGAAUAAAAACAAGGUUUGGACUGAGAUGCUGAAAAGAGGACAGGGAUACACCCUGAAAUGUAAAGGACAUACUUUCAUAUCCAAAGGUCAAAGAUGAUGAACCUGAAUGAGGUUUCUGACAGAAGCAAAU
This is a messenger RNA of Archocentrus centrarchus (flier cichlid), 2449 nucleotides long. RefSeq names its product ubiquitin carboxyl-terminal hydrolase 47-like. Lineage: Eukaryota; Metazoa; Chordata; Actinopteri; Cichliformes; Cichlidae. Gene Ontology annotation, biological process: protein deubiquitination. Bases 121 to 1863 code for a protein of 580 amino acids. Gene Ontology annotation, cellular component: nucleus; cytosol. Gene Ontology annotation, molecular function: cysteine-type deubiquitinase activity. The record is from RefSeq and is a predicted model, not a curated record. The transcript is spliced from 12 exons.